CCCACAACUCUUCCCUUCCAUAAAUCAGAAACAGAGCAUCAGCAAUCUCUCCAAUGGCGCUAGAGGCUCUUGAUUAUUUCUUCCAGCAGCAGCAGCAGCAAGACACUACUUUCUUCACCGAAUUCACCUCCAAAGACCCUCUCUACUCCUUCCUCGAAUCGACGCCGAACUGGACCCCUGAUUUCGACGGCGGCGGCGGCGGCGGCCAUUGUUUUCUGGACAACCAAGCAGAGCCCGUCUUCCUCCACCAACACACUGAUAAUGAUCAUCACCAUUGGGAAAAUUACUUCCCUACCCUUCACUACCCUUCCUCCGUAACGGCCGGAAAUGUCACUGGCUCCCCUGAAUUCAACGGCGGAGUGGAUCCAACAUCAUCAUCUUCUUCCCCAGCCGCCGCGGCAGCGGAGGCAGAGGCUGUUCUGCCGCGGGGGAAGAAACCGCGGCGGGCGAGGAGCAGGAAGAACAAAGAGGAGAUCGAGAGCCAGAGGAUGACUCACAUUGCCGUCGAGCGUAACCGGAGGAAGCAAAUGAAUGACUACCUCUCUGUUCUUCGCUCCCUUAUGCCUGACUCCUACGUUCAAAGGGGUGACCAAGCUUCCAUCAUCGGCGGGGCAAUUAACUUCGUCAAGGAGCUGGAGCAGAGGCUGCAGCACUUGGGAGCAAUACUGCACCACAAAGAAGCCAAGCGGAAGUCGACCGAUCAUCAAUUGCCUCCGUUUGCUGAGUUCUUCACCUUCCCGCAGUACAGUUCCUCUGCCUCCUCGCGACUGCCGCCGUUGGUUGGGGAGAAUUCUGCCAAUAACUUUGACUCCCAACAGAUCAGUAACAGCAAGACCGUGGGGCCCCGAGUUGGUGACGUGGAGGUGACGAUGGUGGAGAGUCACGCCAGCGUGAGGGUUAGGUGGAGGAAGCAGGCGAGGCAGCUGCUGAGGCUGGUCGCCGGCCUGCAGAGCUUUCGCCUCUCUGUUCUUCACCUCAAUGUCACGACGGCGGCGGAUGAUGAUGACCGCCAAACUGUGCUCUACUCUCUCAGCCUCAAGGUUGAAGAGGAUUGCAGGCUGAAUACGGUGGAUGAGAUCGCCACAGCUGUUUAUGAGAUGCUAGAUGGGAUUAGUCAAGAAGCAUAGCUUCAAGCUUAUCUUAUAUCUCAAGAGACUAAUUGUUUGGAUCUGAUCAUAAGUUAUUUUAAUAAACUAGCUUCAUUUCCUUUCCAGUUUUAAUUUAUAUUUUUCUUGAUGCUGCGCUAGUUCCCCCAUCGAGUACUGUAAUUUGUGAUUGCCCAAUUGCCUACAAAUUCAUCUAAUACAUAUCCUAAAGAAUUAAAGGUUCCAAUAAUUUGAGUUGUUGAACAAAUUUGAAAUGUUAUAUGAUUU
Messenger RNA from Linum tenue, 1373 nucleotides. Lineage: Eukaryota; Viridiplantae; Streptophyta; Magnoliopsida; Malpighiales; Linaceae. The record is from the annotation of a GenBank genome assembly.